AUGAGCAUGGGGAGUCAGUUCCUUUCUAAUUACAUCCCCUUGGAAUUGCCGUUCCACGCCCACAUCCACCCCCCGAGCUUCCCCAGAAGAGGGAUGGAAGGGGACCAUGAAGCAGAAGAGGAGGAAGCUUUGGGCGCCGUGAAGGAGAUGAUGUACAGGAUCGCCGCCAUGCAGCCGGUGGACAUCGACCCCUCGACGAUCAAGAAGCCCAGGCGCCGCAACGUCCGGAUCAGCGACGACCCGCAGAGCGUGGCCGCGCGCCUCCGGCGGGAGCGCAUCAGCGAGCGCAUCCGCGUCCUGCAGCGGCUCGUCCCGGGGGGUACCAAGAUGGACACCACCUCCAUGCUCGACGAGGCCAUCCGGUACGUCAAGUUCCUCAAGCGGCAGGUGCAAGAGCUGCAGGCCAGCCCUCAGUCACACGCGGUUCACGUCGGGGCAGUGGUCGACGGGAACCCGGUCGCGGGUGCGGAGUGGUCCCACGCCUCUUCGCCGUCCUCCUCCUCCUCCGCCAUGGGAGCUCCUCCUCCUCCUGUAUUAGAGUUUGGCUUCGAUGAGCAGGGCGCCCACCACCCGGUGCACUAA
Musa acuminata subsp. malaccensis (wild Malaysian banana) is the source of this 582-nucleotide messenger RNA. RefSeq names its product transcription factor IND-like. Lineage: Eukaryota; Viridiplantae; Streptophyta; Magnoliopsida; Zingiberales; Musaceae. Gene Ontology annotation, molecular function: DNA-binding transcription factor activity; protein dimerization activity. The record is from RefSeq and is a predicted model, not a curated record. Gene Ontology annotation, biological process: regulation of DNA-templated transcription.